AUGAAGCGCCGCGCACCCCCGUCUCCCCUCGACCUCGCCAUCUCAUCUCUGACAAAUUUCACGCCCAAUGGCGCGGUUCGAGGCGUUGCACCAGGGUAUAAAAGCAGCGCCAAUCCUCACGCCAAAGCGAAUGCAAAUGUUAAUACCAACGCCCAUGUCGGCUCAAAUACCAGCUCCAAGGUUACCAAUCACACCACCGUUACGACUUCCAAACCGAGUUCCAAUGCCUAUGCUACCUCGAACACCAGUUUCAAAACUACCAGCCCCGAUACCGUGACGAACGCCCAUGUCACCUCCAAGUCCAACGCAAACUCCAACCUCAAUCCGAACACCAACACGCAGCCCAAUCGACCCGCCCCAGGCAUCGAAAGCGAGCGGCCCUACCAUGAAACAUACAGCCUCAAGAUGGCGAGGUUCUGGGCUGCAAAGGCGCAGGCGCUCAAGGAGCCGUUUAUUCCCGCGGGUGACGACGUCGGCGAGGGGAUUGCAGCCGGGGAUGUUCAGUAUAGCGGAAGUACUGUUGGUGAAAUGGCCGGCGGUGGGGCUGGGAUUGAUUGGGUAUGUUCCUUAUUUUUGUUUUGUUUUGGUUAUUUAUUUGUUGGUGUGAUUGUGGUGGGUUUCUGUGUUUUGGCUUGUAUACUUGCAAAACCGUUUUUGAUACGCAGAGGCAAGUUCAAGUUGAGCACAGGCACAAGCACUAGCACUCCAAGUCUCAAGACCAGACUGACACGAUGA
This is a messenger RNA of Aspergillus calidoustus, 735 nucleotides long. Lineage: Eukaryota; Fungi; Ascomycota; Eurotiomycetes; Eurotiales; Aspergillaceae. The record is from the annotation of a GenBank genome assembly.